ACGCGGCGCGCUCCGGUCGAAACGGCUCUCGCCCUACUGCUCCUCCACGGCCGCGGUGUGGCGUCGGAGGUGACGCCGAGCGUCCGUACGCGCGAGCCGGCGGGGCCCUCCACGCCCACGGCCGUCGAGGAGAGUGACAGAGUGACACGGGUUAGCUGCACUCCAAGGGCGGCGGCGGCGGCGCGUGCGGGCGACGCAUGAGUGACACGUCUGUGACAACGUGUGUGACGCGGGUGUGACACGGGUGUGACACGACACGGAGGUGGCCCAGGACACGCGCGACCCCGACACCUGCUGACACGACGUCGGCACCGGCGGUCCGCUUCAUGGGGUCUGAGGACGUGACCAGAACCAAAUAAGAUGAGCCUGUCCCUGCUGCUGGCCGCCGCGCUCCUGUGGGCGGCGCCGCCCCCGGCCGGGCCCGUCCCCAGCUCGGCGCCCGCCCCCGAGCCGCCUCCGGAGCCACCACCGGAGCCACCGCCCUGCGACUUCAACUCGAUGUGCUCCUGCACCGGCGAGGAAGUGUCCUGUGUGGGCGUGCCCCUCUACCGCAUGCCAGCGCUGCCCGCCGCGCCGCUGCAGCUCGUGGAGCUGCUGCAGUCGGCAGUGAGCUCGCUGGACGACGCCGCCCUGGCCGGGGUGCACACCGCCAGCCUCCGCGUCAUCGGCAGCCGCCUCAUCCACAUCGGGCCCCACGCGCUCGCGCCCCUGGCGGACGAGCUGCGCUCCCUGGAUCUGAGCUACAACGAGCUGCAGGCCGUACCGGAGGCGCUCAGCCCGCUGCGAGCCCUGCACUGGCUCAGCCUGCACGGGAACCAGCUGACCUCCCUGGACGUGGACUGGGCGCACCUGAGGGACACGCUGGCGAACCUGUACCUGGGCGAGAACGACCUGACGGCGCUGCCGGAGCAGGCCGACGCGGCGGCCGGACCCCGCCACUCGUCCGCCAACGACGUGCUCCCCGUGCGAGGCGCGGGCAGCCUGUCGCAGCUGCGCCGGCUGCACACGCUGGAGCUGGACAACAACCAGCUGAGCGUGCUACCGCCGUCCGCGCUGCCCGCCUCGCUGCGCCGCCUGUCCGUGCAGCACAACGCCCUGGUGCGCGUGCCCGGCGCGCUGCUCGAGCCGGACGGCGCGGCCCGCCUGCAGCACCUGCAGCUGCGCGGCAACCUCGUCCGCACCCUGCCGCGCGCCGGCCUGCGCGCGCCCCGCGCCCUGGAGCUGCUCGACCUCACCGACAACAACAUCCAGAGCCUGCCGUCACACUGCUUCAACGGCACCCUUGCGGUGCGUGAGCUUCGCCUGGACCAGAACGCUCUCCGCGUCCUCCCGCCGCGCGCGCUGCAGGGGUUCGCGACGGUGCGCCUGUCGCUGUCUGGGAACCGCAUCGACACCAUCCACCCGUCCGCACUCGAGGGCCUCGAGGACACUCUCGAGCACCUGGACCUGGACUCGAACGCACUGAGGUCCUUCCCCAGCGACGCCGUCUCCAACAUGAGCCGCCUGCACUCGCUGUUCGUGGCCAACAACCGCUUGAACGAGGUGCCCGUCGACGCCCUGCCCGUCUCGCUGCGCGCCCUCUCCAUAGCUGGCAACGACCUUCACGUCCUGCCCAUCGGCGCCCUGCGGCGGUGCACCGCGCUGGCGCAUCUAAAUGCGGGCUACAAUGGUAUCCCCCACCUGAACGACGGUGACCUGGAGGGGUGGGCGUCGUCCCUGGACACGCUGCUGCUCGCCAACAACAACAUCGCGCACCUGGGGCCCCGGACCUUUCGCCACGCGCCGCGGCUCCGCGAGCUCAACCUGUCGUUCAACCGCCUGGCGUCGGUGGACCCGACCGCGUUCGAGGACCUCGCCGACCUGCAGAGCCUGGAGGCCAGCCUGGCCCUGGUGGACGCGGCCGCGGUCCGCUUCCCCGAGGAGGCCCUCCGGCCCCUAGUGAAGCUGCGCUGGCUCGCCCUGGACAACAACGACAUCCGGGCGCUCUCGCACGACGCGCUGCGGACGCUGCUCAGCCUUGAGUUCCUCAACCUGGAGGACAACCUGCUGGUUGAGUUGCCGCCCGGGCUGGUGGGCAGGGCGCACUCUCAGCUGCGGGAGCUGCGCCUGGGCUACAACAUGCUGCGCGCGCUGCGGCCGGGGGCGCUGCGGCAGCUGCCCGCGCUCCGCACGCUCGUGCUGUCCGGCAACCACAUCCACGUGGUGGAGUCCUCGGCGCUGGAGGACCUGCCCCGCCUGGAGACCAUCCUGCUGGGCGACAACAAGGUGUCCAAGCUGCAGCCGCGAUCCUUCGUGGACCUGCCGUCGCUGUCGAGCCUGGAUCUGCACCGCAACCGGCUGCAGGUGUUCUCGCUGAGCGCCUUCGUGAACGUGAGCCGUCUGGAGGCACCCCUGAGCCUGAACGUGUCGUGGAACCGCGUGGCCGAGCUGUACUCGGGCGACACGGAGGGCGCGCCCCUGUACGUGCACACGCUCGACCUCAGCCACAACUUUGUCGCCGAGCUGAAGAGCAAGUUCCUGGUGGGCGUCGGGGCUGCGCUCCGCCGCCUCCUUCUGGCGCACAACCGCGUCAGUCGGCUCGACGGCCUCAUCCUGGGCGCGCUGCAGUCGCUCGAGUUCCUCUCCCUGGAGCACAACGACCUCGUGUCCAUGGCGCCCAGGGCCUUCCAAGGUUGUGACAUGCUGCAGGUGCUGCUGCUGUCGCACAACCACGUCGCCGCGCUGCAGCCCGAGCAGUUCGCGCGCAUGUCCAACCUGCGCGUGCUGGACCUGUCCCACAACCGCCUGCGCGCUGUGCCCCCCGGCGCGCUGUCCGGCACGGCUCUCGAGCGGCUGGACCUGUCCCACAACGCACUCGGCGCCGUGCCUACAGCCGCCCUGGCCGAGGUGGGCGGGUCGCUCCGCUCGCUGGGCCUGGCCGGCAACGCCAUCCAGCACCUGGAUAGCACCGUUUUCCUGGCCACGUCCAGCCUGUGCCAGCUGGACCUCGCCGACAACCACCUGUCGUUUCUGCCGGACAACGUGUUCUCGCCGCUGGGCGCGCUGCUGUCGCUUAACCUCGGGCGCAACCCCCUGCGCGCCAACCUGGCUGAGCUGUUCCACUACGUGCACGGCCUGCGGGAGCUGGGGCUCGACGCCGUGGGGCUCCGCGCCGCGCCGCCCCUGCCGCUGCCGUCCCUCGUCGCCCUCAACCUGUCCGGCAACGCCCUGCUGGCCGCGCCGCAAGGAGAGCUGCCCGCUCUGCGCGCCCUCCAUCUGGCCGCCAACAUGCUGAACGCACCGCCUGACCGGCCUUUCCCCCUGCUCAGCACCCUAGAUUUGUCGAACAACCCUAUCAGAGCACUUGGCAGAACGAGCUUCUCAGAACUACCCCGCCUACGGUCGCUCCGUCUCCGCUCGCUGCCGCUGGAGGCCAUGGAGACCGACACCUUACAGCCCCUGCGGCUGCUGCGAGUCUUUGAGGCCGAGGCGUGGACGGGCCUCGGACCUCAAGGCCUCGGCAAGGUGCUGGCCUCAGCGCCAUCUCUCAAGGUGGUGUCGCUGACGGUGGGCGCUGGCGCCAGGACCUCGCCGCUGCCCGCGCACGUCCUGGCGGGGGCGCUGCGGCCGGGGGUGCGGCGCCUGGAGCUGUCGGGGCCGGGCCUACGGGCGCUGGGGCCGCACAGCCUCGGUGGGGACCUGCCCGCCGACCUCCGCCGCUUCACCCUGCAGGUGUCCGGGACACACCUCACCGAGUUUCCGGCGGCGCUGUUUGCGCGCCUCGCCCACAUCCCUCAUCUGUCGCUCGACUUCCGGGAGAACCGUCUGCGCAGCCUGGCCCCGGAGACUUUCUACCGGAACUCGUCCUCGUGGGAACGCUCCGGCACCACCCUCAUUUCCGUCUAA
Messenger RNA from Frankliniella occidentalis (western flower thrips), 3885 nucleotides. RefSeq names its product chaoptin-like. The transcript is spliced from 11 exons. Lineage: Eukaryota; Metazoa; Arthropoda; Insecta; Thysanoptera; Thripidae. Gene Ontology annotation, molecular function: protein binding. The record is from RefSeq and is a predicted model, not a curated record. The coding region runs from base 361 to 3885 and encodes 1174 amino acids.